AUGGCGACAUCUAAUGGUUCACUGUGCAACAUCUCCGGGUCCGUGUCCGAGAAUGGGAGCUGGAUCGGCUGCAUGGAGUCGGAUAUUGAACAGGGCGCAGUCCCAGCAGUUCAAGCGUGGAUCGCUAACCUGCUGAUUCCUGUCAACAUGAUCAGCAUACUUGCUAAUCUUCUCGUCAUCUUGGCUGUGACACGGACAUCACACCUGCAGGAGCCGGCACACACGCUGAUCGCAAACUUGGCUGUCGCCGAUUUUCUCAUGGGCGUGCAAGGAACCUUCGUAUCACCAACGACCUUUCUAAUCGAAUUCCCGCCAAAGAUCAUAUGCCUUGGACACUUCAGUUUGGGUACGCUCUCGGGACUUGCAUCAACAAACUCGCUCAUUGCCAUCAACGUAGACAGGUACAUUGCAAUAUCCCGACCGCUACUCUACUACCAGAUCGUCACACCGCGCGUUAUCUUAGUAAUGGUAGUCCUCGCUUGGAGCUUUGCCUUCUUCGCAAGCGUGAUGACUCUCAUUGGCAACCGCUGGCAGCCGGAUCAACCGUGCAUGUAUGACACCGUCACGAGUAGAACAGCUAUUAUCUGUGGCUCUCUAGUCAUUGGUACGUGUGGCGUCGCCAUCAUCUCCAUCUACGCUUACAUAAUGAUGAUUGACAAGCACCACCAAAGGCGGCCGACGACGAUGCCAAACGUCUUGGCAAGCUUCAGAUGCUUGGCGAGCUCAGCAGAGAAGGAUUUUCCGGUCGCGCUCCUGCUCCUCCAUCUUUGA
This is a messenger RNA of Priapulus caudatus, 771 nucleotides long. RefSeq names its product beta-4C adrenergic receptor-like. Gene Ontology annotation, molecular function: G protein-coupled receptor activity. The transcript is spliced from 2 exons. Gene Ontology annotation, cellular component: membrane. The coding region runs from base 1 to 771 and encodes 256 amino acids. The record is from RefSeq and is a predicted model, not a curated record. NCBI's taxonomy places the organism in Eukaryota, Metazoa, Priapulida, Priapulimorpha, Priapulimorphida, Priapulidae. Gene Ontology annotation, biological process: G protein-coupled receptor signaling pathway.